CUACCAUAAAAAUGUUGGAAGAUAUGCACAAGAUGGAACAGUAUGUAAUGGCCGAGAAAGGAGAGAGUCAUCAGGAACACAUGAAACAAUUCACUGAGAAAAAGAAAGAGGAUCUUGGAUGUCAGGUUGUCAUGGCAUCAGAAACCAUGAAGGCCCCCAUAUGUCUGGUGGAAAAUAAGAACAAGAAGCUGUCGGUGAAUCGAAGAGCCAUCGAGAUUCUUAACAGUAUUUCCCAUCCCGUGGUGGUGGUGGGCAUUGUGGGCAUGUACCGCACAGGAAAAUCAUACCUGAUGAACUGCCUGGCUGGGCAGAACAAUGGCUUCCCUCUGGGCUCCACAGUACAGUCUCAAACCAAGGGCAUCUGGAUGUGGUGUGUGCCUCACCCCACCAAGCCAAAUCACACCCUCAUCCUUCUAGACACCGAGGGCCUUGGGGACGUAGAAAAGGGUGACCCUACAAAUGAUGCCUGGAUCUUCGCCCUGGCUGUCCUUCUGAGCAGCACUUUUGUCUACAACAGCAUGAGCACCAUCAACAAUGAUGCACUGGAGAAGUUGCAUUAUGUGACAAAGCUCACAGAGCUCAUUAGAGCAAAGUCCUCUCCACAAUCUAAUGCUAUAGAAGAUGCUGGAGAGUUUGUGAGUUUCUUUCCAGACUUUAUCUGGACUGUACGGGACUUCACCCUGGAGCUGAAGUUGGAUGGUCACUGCAUCACAGAAGAUGACUACCUGGAGAAAGCUUUGAAGCUAAUUCCUGGGCAGAAUCCCCAAAUCCAGACAUCCAACUGGUCUAGGGAAUGCAUCAGACAAUUUUUUCCCAGGCGGAAAUGUUUUGUCUUUGACUGGCCAGUGAGCGACCCACAGCUCUUAGCCAAGAUUGAGAGCAUACCAGAAAGUCAAUUGAAUCCUAAAUUCCAGAAGCAAUCGAAGGCUUUCUGUUCUUAUAUCUUCACCCAUGCAAGUAUCAAGAAACUCAGAGAGGGAGUCCUGGUCACUGGGAAUCGACUGGGGACUCUAGUGGAGACGUAUGUGGAUGCCAUCAACAGCGGGACAGUUCCUUGCUUGGAGAAUGCAGUAAAAACACUGGCCGAGCGUGAGAACUCCAUAGCUGUGCAGAGGGCAGUUGACCACUACAGCGAGCAGAUGGCCCAGCGAGUGAGGCUUCCAACCAACACGCUCCAGGAGCUGCUGGAUGUGCAUGCAGCCUGUGAGAAGGAAGCCAUCACUGUCUUCAUGGAGCACUCCUUCUUGGAUGACCAGUGGGAGUUCCAGAAGAAGCUUGUGGCUACCAUAGAGAAAAGGAAGGAGGCAUUCAUGCUGCAGAAUGAAGCAGCAUCUCUCAGUUACUGCCAGGCCGAACUGGAGAGGCUCUCAGAGUCACUGAUGGAGAACAUCUCGUGUGGAUCUUUUUCUGUUCCUGGUGGGCACAGCCUCUACUUAGAAGUCAGGAAAAAGGUUGAGCAGACCUACGAACAAGUGCCUAGGAAGGGAGUGAAGGCAAAUGAGGUGUUCCAGGACUUCCUGAAGUCACAGAUAACUAUAGAAGAUUCCAUCUUGCAAUCAGAUAAAGCCCUCACCGAUGGGCAGAAAGCCAUGGCAGCUGAGCAGGCCAAGAAGGAGGCAGCUGAGAAGGAACUGGAGCUAAUGAGGCAGCAACAGACAGAGCAAGAGCAAGCAAAGGAGGCUCAAAUGAGAACUUUGUCAGAAAACAUGGCCCAGCUGCAGAAGAAGAUGGAAAGUGAAAGGGAGAACCUACUGAGAGAGCAGGAGAGGAUACUGGAUCACAAGAUCAAGGCUCUAAAAGAACUAAUUCUUGAUGGAGUUGAGGAGAAAUAUGAUGAUUUAAGAAGAGAAAUAAAGCUAAAAGAAGAAGAGAUUGAAGACAUUAAACACAGCUCCAUUCAAAAUAUCCUUGAUAUUGCUAGCAAUAUAUUAACUGAAUCACUUCCCGUGUUAUGUAAUAUAGGGAUGCAGAUUCUCAGCUCCUAUGUCCUAGGUUAA
Molecule: messenger RNA, 1997 nt
Organism: Microtus ochrogaster (prairie vole)
Lineage: Eukaryota; Metazoa; Chordata; Mammalia; Rodentia; Cricetidae
Molecular function (GO): GTP binding; GTPase activity
Source: RefSeq, a predicted model, not a curated record